ACAUCUCAACCCACUACAUCUCAACCGACUCAACCCACCUCAUCUCAACCGACUCAACCCACUACAUCUCAACCGACUCAACCCUCUACAUCUCAACCGACUCAACCCACUACAUCUCAACCGACUAAACCCACUACAUCUCAACCGACUCAACCCACUACAUCUCAACCGACUCAACCCACCUCAUCUCAACCGACUCAACCCACUACAUCUCAACCGACUCAACCCUCUACAUCUCAACCGACUCAACCCACUACAUCUCAACCGACUCAACACACUACAUCUCAACCGACUCAACCCACUACAUCUACAUCUCAACCGUCUCAACCCACUACAUCUCAACCGACUCAAAUCACUACAUCUCAACCCACUACAUCUCAACCAGCUCAACCCACUACAUCUCAACCGACUCAACCCACUACAUCUCAACCGACUCAACCCACUACAUCUCAACCGACUCAACCCACCUCAUCUCAACCGACUCAACCCACUACAUCUCAACCGACUCAACCCACUACAUCUCAACCAUCUCAACCGACUACAUCUCAACCGACUCAACCCACUACAUCUCAACCGACUCAACCCACUACAUCUACAUCUCAACCGACUCAACCCACUACAUCUCAACCAUCUCAACCGACUACAUCUACAUCUCAACCCACUACAUCUCAACCGUCUCAACCCACUACAUCUCAACCCACUCAACCCACUUCAUCUCUCCCACUCGUGUAACAG
This is a messenger RNA of Clupea harengus (Atlantic herring), 735 nucleotides long. RefSeq names its product flocculation protein FLO11-like. The record is from RefSeq and is a predicted model, not a curated record. The transcript has a single exon. Lineage: Eukaryota; Metazoa; Chordata; Actinopteri; Clupeiformes; Clupeidae. The annotation marks the transcript as partial.